This is a messenger RNA of Symbiodinium natans, 3609 nucleotides long. Lineage: Eukaryota; Dinophyceae; Suessiales; Symbiodiniaceae. The record is from the annotation of a GenBank genome assembly.
AUGGGAAUCGUACCCAGGCAGAGACUCCAAGUCCGAGUGGUGGAGGAGCUCGGCCAGCUUUCGCUGCUCCCCCUUGUGACCAGCAAGGCAGCCUUGGAGGCGCUCGCGCGGCUGAAGAAGCCCCUGGAGAGAUGUGCCAAGAGCGACAAGGAGGAUCGGAUGGGAGAGCCCGUGAUGUUUAAGUUCAAGGGCCUCCCGAGCUUCAAGGUGCACGUCGAGGUGAUGGAUGAGGCGCUAUGGCCCAGCAUCCGGUCGGUGGACCUGCACUGCGGCGGGGACAUCAAUGACCGCUUCAAGCCCGACUUUCAGCUGCCCCACCCGGACAUGGUUUUCACCGAAGCGAAGCAGUACUGGCGAGAGCGCUUCAGCAGAGGGUACAUGGAGGCGCGCCACAAGGCAGGGGACAACACCACCCACCCAACGACGGCCAUGGGGCCCUUGUGGGUGAAGCAUGGGCCGGAUGCGAUGGUGGAGUUCCUUACUGAGUUGAUCGUAGACGCUGUGCUGGCCAUUGUCAAGGAUGGUAGCCAUGAGCGGAUGCGUGCCUUUCGUGCCUUUGCCCCACAGCUGUCUUCGACAGAGGCGCCCGUGGCUCUUGGGGCGGCUCCCGAACCGGCUCCCCAGGCUCCCGGGGCGACGGCAGGGCUUCCUGGCCUUCCAAAGCUGAAGGGUGAAGAUUCUGCAGACUCUUACCUCCGAGCCGAUCUUCUCAACUUGUUUUCGCCCGAGGCGCCCAUGGCGGCGUUUCCCAAGCUGAACGGGGAGGACGUCUACCUCCCCGCCGACCAGCAGACAAGCCCUCCGCUUCUCCUCGGCCUGGCCGCCGGGGUCUGGAAGGCGGUGAAGCGGAGGGACCAAGCCUUACAGCAAAGCUUGGACAAGGUUAAACGGAUCGCCGGCGGCGAGCUCUUGAAAGCUGCCCUGAAUGCACCGGUGGCCUAUAGAUCUGCGAAGAAAGGAAAGCUGCUGUCUGGCCCGGUCCUCAUGUUCCUCUUAGAACAGGGUGAGCAGGACGAGUUCGACCAGCUGGUUGCCCAGGACCUUCAAACAGCGUACAGCAGCCGCAUCCAAGCGCUACUGGACGCAGGGGCCCGGAUCAAUGCCAGGUACUUGAUGUAUCCCAUCGGAACAAACUGCGGCCUGGGAGAGUUUCCGAUCAUCUGCCUGGCAGGGCAUGAUCCGACCAUCACCGCAUUCUUGUUGGAACGCGAGGCUGACGUCAACCGUCCCAGUGUUCACAAUUUCUUUCCUGCAGGAAACCCGCUUUGGAUUGCCAUUUGGCGAGGGCAAGAGGCCAUGAUCGACAAGCUGCUCGAGCGAAAAGAGCCUAAGGACGGUGAGUCGAACAUGCCGAACGUGUUCCUCGAUGUCAAUAGUUUUGGCUGGUAUCCGGACUCCUCGCCUCUGACACUCAACCAAGAGCCUGCCGGGUGCAACGUGCUGGCGUUGGCCUCAACGCUUCUGGGUAUCCGCCACAUCAACAGGCUCCUGGAGAUGGGUGCACAGCUGGGUGACUGUCCGAACGAGUUGGCUUCUUUCCUUCUGGAGAACGCUCGACCACUUGCCCGGCAUGUGGCCAAGGGCCAGCCCCAGAACAUGGCGAAUGGCAGCGUGCUUCAACAGACCAGCGGUAUGAGGAUCGAGGUACUGGUACAGGAAAUCUUGCGUGAUGAUGAAUCGCGGAGGCGAUUCUUGGAUGCGAUUGACAGGGCCUGCCAUAGUCUUGGCUCCGAGGACUACUGUGCUUUCAUGCGGAUGCUGUCCGACCUGAUUGGAAGGGCUCCGGCCGCAGCCGCCAGGCUCUGUGAUGAGAGCCUGCAGCAGCCCAAGGUGAAUGACCAUCGCCGCCACCCACUCAGAGCCUCGUGCCUCUUCUCGAAGCAUGAGCAGCAGUACAACGCCUAUGUGGGCACCUGGGUCUGGGACAGCGAAGCCCCCUUUGCCGAUAAGCUCGCACCGCCGCCACAGUAUCGCAGAUCUCUGCGCGACAUACUGAUGAUAAAGGACAGCAUGCAUAUCUGCGGAUUUUUCCGCACCUUCUGGGAGAUUGCUAGGGAAAUUGUGCUGCCGGACCAACGCCAAAUUCUCUUUUGCAACAUUUCCGUCCUGCGCACGCCGAACAUCAUCAACAUCAGCAUCCUGAGAGCGAUGAACGGCCUCCCCCAAGACCAGCUUGUCUGCCUCUUCAAAGACAGCGCGGUGUUCAGAGCCAUCGCAUUGUACGUCUGGACUGUAUAUCAGCCAGCGUAUUUCAUCGAUGUUUGGAGCACUUUCGCACAGCUGGUGUCUCUUCUCGUGUGGUGGCAGAACUCUGGCAACAGCACCUGGGUGGUGAUUCUUUGGAUUGGCUUUACCUCCGUGGUCUUCCUGGACACCUCGAACUUGCUGCUGAACCUCGCCCAGCUGGAGCUCCCUUCUCGCAAGCUCAUGGUGCAGGUGAUCAUUGGCUUCUGGAUGUCGGCCUUGACCUGGGGAGGCACCCGCGCGGACAGCCACUCUGCCAUGGCCUCGGGCCUCCCCCUCUGCCUCAUGGGCAUCAUGUACGAGCUCCGGCUCUACCACCCCCUGGGCCUCCCACUGGGCCGCAACCUGCUGCCCAUCCUCAAGGCCGCCCAGACCAAGGAGUUCGUGGCGAUGCUGAUCCUGAUCAUCUCCAUCCUGCUGGCGACCUUCCUGGCCGCCUGUGUGGAGUUCCGGGAGUUCGAGGGGCAGCUGCUUCCGGUCGCGGUACGUACAUGGCAGACCCUGAUCGUGGGGGAGUCUUCGCUCUUCGACGUGGACAACUACGAGCACCACGCCCUGCGCUAUCUCGUGGUCUCCUUCCUCUUCUUCGUGUGUAACAUCGUGCUCAUGAACAUCUUCAUCAGCGUUACGGGCGCCGGCUACGAGGAGGAGCGUGCCAACAUCGAGGGCACCUUCAGCGCGGAGCGCUUCCGGGUGUGCAUGGAGAACGUGGAGGUCACGGGCUGGUCCCGGUUCUUCGUGUUGGUGGCCAUGGUUUCGGCCCUGCUCGUCCGGAUGAUGGUGAGCCUGGCGCUGGGGGAGGUGCUGGUCUUCGUGUCGGAGGCCUGCGCCCUGCUCAUCUGGCUGGUGCUCUUCCUCCUCCAGUGGCACUUCUGCCACGAGGCCACGAAGCUCCGCGUGAAGCCCGAGGACCUGGAGCCCGAGGCAAGGAAGUACUUCUGGAUCUGCGUGCCAUCCCAGAGGCUGGAGGUGGACGAGGACGCCCCGGACGUGAACCUGCUCAACGAGAUCGCCAGCGAGUUGAGGGAGUUUCGCGAGAUGUUCCAGCGUCGGCCAGCUGUGGGCCGCAUGCGCCGCCUGCGGCGUGUGCCAGUCAACUCGCAGAGGAGAUGGCUCCAGGACUUGAUGAUGGCCGCCGAGCUCGACCUGGAGAAGUACCUGGAUGCUGCGCUGCACUGGGCCGAGACGAAGGACAUCGUCCAAAGUGAUCUGCUGGGCGGGCCUGGCACCUGCACUUCGCACCAAGAGGCUUCAGCCGUUCUGGAGGACCUGAUUGCGCACCUGGGGCUUGGUGAGGCUCCCUGCCGUCGCCUUCGGUGGCAACUGCAGCAGCAUUGGCAGCCUCCGCAGCCUCCAUCCCAGUAG